Molecule: messenger RNA, 1190 nt
Organism: Papaver somniferum (opium poppy)
Lineage: Eukaryota; Viridiplantae; Streptophyta; Magnoliopsida; Ranunculales; Papaveraceae
Exons: 2
Coding region: 357-821 (154 amino acids)
Source: RefSeq, a predicted model, not a curated record
AUUUGAAACAAUAUUGUUGCCUCUAUUUCUUAUCUAUUUUAUUUUCGCAGGCUUCCGAUUCUGAGAUGAUUGAUGGAAAAAAGCCAAAAGCUAAGACGCCUCGCAAGACCAUACCAAUCCAUUCAAAUCUUGUUAAUCUAGAUUUUAAUGCUGCAGACGUUGUCCCUAUAACAACAGUUCAACCUUCGCAUACUAAUCCUUCUAUCACUCCAAUAAUUCAAAUUUCUGAGAAAAAUGUUCUUAUUACUCCUACACCAUCUCAAGCUUCUCAGAAGAAUGUUCCUGCUACUCCUUCACCAACAAUCCAUCUUACAGAUGAGAAUGCCUAUGUUACUUAUGAUGAACUUUUUUUUUAAAUGGAGUCUCCUGUAAAUAAGGAGUUUCUUCUUAGUCGAGGAACAAAAAGUAGUCCUCCCAUUGCCUCUGCGACUUCAUCGCAUGCAAAUCAAGUUUUUCCUUCACCCAUUAAUUCUAGCUCGCAACCAAACCUUCUUCAAAAGGAAUCCCCUGUCCCAGCAGAUUCUUCUACUCCUUUUUCCUUGUUAAAUUCUUUUCCUUUGAACAAUAAAUCUUUGGAUAGUGUAAAACUUGCUGCUCAAUCUUUAUCCGACGUCAUCAACUCUGACCCAUCUUUAAGUGAUGAUCCUUGCAAGUUUCGCUCCUGUUCUGCCUUAAGCAAGCUUUUAUUUGAAUUUCCCGCUGAUAAAGCUUCAAGGGAUGAAGUCUUUUCCCAAAUUGAUCCGAGCUUCCAUGUUGCUCUAGAUGUUCUGGACUCUCAUCGUCGCGUGAUGCUGGCUGAAAAGAAUUUUGAAUCUAGCUGAUCUCAGUUGGAACUUUCGCAGAAAAAUGUUUCUUUGGAGAAGGAAAUACAAAAGAUAAGAGGAGAACUCCAAGUUUCGAGUUUUGAUGCUGAAACUCUUCGCAACGAGAAUCAAAAACUUAGAGAUAUUUAUUAUUAUAUUUGAGAUAUUUAUCAUAUUCUAUAUUCUUUCGCACACGUUCAUUUUUGUAAAUUUCUUCGUACACUUAUUAAGAUUUAAACCAGAAGCGAACGAAUGAGAUGUAUAACUUUCAAUUCCUUGCUGAAGAUGCUCAAGCGAAUACCGAGAAGCUGCAGUCCCAACUAAGCCAAUUAAAUAAUAAAUACUCAUAUUCACUUGAUCAGAUUAACAAUCUUUCCCAUGAGAAUA